UGUUGAGGAAACGAAACCUAAAGCACCCCGACGUGUAAGCAGUUCUCUCUUCUAGGAUAAAUAUAACACGCAUUACAUAGUCCGACAGACAGAAACAACAACAAGGAAUGGCCUGUGCAAACGCUCCCUGGUCUGAGGAGAACUUUUCAUGUUCUAUCUGCCUGGAUGUGUUCAGCAGUCCAGUUUCCACUCCAUGUGGACACAACUUCUGCAGAACCUGUAUUACAAAGUACUGGGAUGAACAAGUCAAGUACAAAUGUCCCGUUUGUAACGAGCUUUACAACACAAGACCUGAUUUACGGGUCAAUACCCUCUUAUCAGAGAUGGUUCAUCGGUUUGGAACGUCCGUACGAGUAAAAGAGCAGCCUUGUGUUGAACCAGCAGAAGUUCCCUGUGACGUCUGUACUGGGACCCAGCUGAAGGCUGUGAUGUCCUGCCUAGUGUGUUUUAUCUCUUACUGCCAAACCCACCUGGAGCCACAUCAGAGAGUCACAGUCCUGAAGAAACAUCGGCUGGUCGAGCCUAUGGACCGUCUGGAAGACAGGAUAUGCAAGAAACACGACAGACUUCUGGAGCUCUUCUGCAAGACUGAACAGGUGUGUGUGUGUCAGUAUUGCACAGAGAAAGACCACAAGUCACAUCCUGUUGUACCUCUAAAGGAGGAAUAUGAAGUGAAGACGGCCCAGCUGGGGAAGAUAGAGUCUGAAGUUCAGCAGAUGAUCCAGGAGAGACAAAGACAUAUUCAGGAGAUUAAAGACACAGUCAAACGCAGCAAAGCAGACGCAGACAGAGAGAUAGCCGAUGGUGUGCAGGUCUUCGCCGCUUUGAUGCGCUGCAUUGAAAAGUGCCAGGAUGAUCUCAACCAAAUGGUUAAAGAGAGACUGAAAUCCACAGAGAAACAAGCUGAAGACCUCAUCAAAGAGCUUGAGCAGGAGAUAGAAGAUCUGACCAAUAGAAGCUCAGAGGUGAAGCAGCUCUCACACACAAAAGACCACCUCCACUUUCUCCAGACCUUCAGAUCCCUGAAGAAUCCUCCACCCACCAGGGACUGGACAACGGUGGAGGUCCGUCCUCCGUCAUACGGAGGGACCUGGAGGAGAUCCCUGGAUCAGCUGGAGGAGACACUGAACAUGGAGAUGAAGAAGCUGCGUGAUGCAGAACUGAAGAGGGUCCAGCAGUAUGAAGUAGAUGUGACUCUGGAUCCUGAUACAGCUCAUCCCAGGCUCAUCCUGUCUGAGGAUGGGAAACAAGUACAUCACGGAGGUGUAUGGAAGGAACUCCCGGACAACCCUAAGAGAUUUACACAGUGUGUUUAUGUUCUCACGAGGCAGAGCUUCUCCUCAGGGAGAUUUUACUUUGAGGUCCAGGUUAAAGACAAGACUGAAUGGUAUUUAGGAGUGGCCAGAGAGUCCAUCGACAGAAAAGGUGGGAUCAGAGAGACCCCUGAGAAUGGUUACUGGACUCUUUACUACGAUGAGGAUGGGUUGGUAUAUAAUGAUAACCCUGAUGUCCGUCUCCCUCUGAGAGCUGAGCUCCAGAAGGUGGGGGUGUUUGUCGAUUAUGAUGAGGGUCUGGUCUCCUUCUAUGAUGUGGAAGCCAGGUUUCAUAUCUACUCUGCUACCGGCUGCUCCUUUACUGAGCCUCUCUAUCCAUCCCUCUGUCCGUGUUUAUAUCAAGAAGGUACGAACUCUGCCCCCCUGAUCAUCUCACCUGUCAAUCAAACAGACUAGGACCUUUGUCAACCAAAACAACUGAUGUUGUUCCCUGAAAUCAGAAUCUCUACUAUGUGAAAUCUGUCCGAACUGUAUUCGUAUCGUACUUUUCACUGUCAUUAAACAAGGACCAUUAGCCACUAACACUGUGUACUAUAAACAAUAUUACCCAUUAUAACUUCUAAGACUACCCUAUAAUGUUCAAUGUCUUUUUAUCUGAAUUUUUUUUAUAAUUUUAAUGCUAAAAAUAAUGUGCAAGUACAUAAUGUGAAAUGUUAAAUUUGAUAAAAUUAUCAAGUCGUUUUUUUAACCAAAUAUAUUCCUUUAUUAUUUUGAACACAAUACAAUGUUUGUAAACUUUUGAGAUUUGAAUAAAAAUGUACUUAAAGUAGAAUUGGUACAUCUUCUGUGGAAUAGGUAAAUUCUCAGCACAAUAUGUAUUCAGUGGAAUAGGUACAUUCUCAGUACAAUAUGUAUUCAGUGGAAUAGGUUCAAACUCAGUACAAGAUGUACUGAGUGGAAUAGGUACAUUUUCUGUAAAAUAUUGUGGGUUUUAUGCUGAUGUGUGGUCGAGGCAUCCUCACCUGGCCGAGUCAGACUGAUUGGACUCUGGGGCUGGCUGAGGCUGCACACCUGUUGUCGAGUAAUCAAUGUCUCAACCACCAGGGGGUGCCCUAGUUCUGUAAACGCUGCAAACCUUUCAAAAUAAAAUCCCUGAAAAAGCCGCUGGCCAGAGGCGUACUCCC
Molecule: messenger RNA, 2458 nt
Organism: Gadus macrocephalus (Pacific cod)
Lineage: Eukaryota; Metazoa; Chordata; Actinopteri; Gadiformes; Gadidae
Product: E3 ubiquitin-protein ligase TRIM39-like
Molecular function (GO): zinc ion binding; protein binding
Source: RefSeq, a predicted model, not a curated record